Messenger RNA from Petromyzon marinus (sea lamprey), 2941 nucleotides. RefSeq names its product ETS domain-containing protein Elk-3-like. The record is from RefSeq and is a predicted model, not a curated record. NCBI's taxonomy places the organism in Eukaryota, Metazoa, Chordata, Hyperoartia, Petromyzontiformes, Petromyzontidae. Gene Ontology annotation, biological process: cell differentiation; regulation of transcription by RNA polymerase II. Gene Ontology annotation, cellular component: nucleus. Gene Ontology annotation, molecular function: sequence-specific DNA binding; DNA-binding transcription factor activity, RNA polymerase II-specific.
GGGCCCCGCACCGGAAACCCACCAGCUCCUCCCUCCCCCUGCCGCCCCGUCGCGCGCUGCCGGCAAAGGAGCAAAACUCCACCGAGAAGGAGCGGCGGAGACCGCGGCGUCUCGGCUCCCCUGGCUCCACCUGGCUCCCCCCGGCUCCCCUGGCUCCACCUGGCUCCCCCCGGCUCCCCCUGGCUCCCCCCCCCCCUGGAGCUGACUGCGCAGGGCGCCCGCUCGCCAGGUCGGUACAGAUCUCUCGUCUCUCCCCCGUGCAAGCUCCCCCCCCCCACCUCCCCCGCCCGGGGCCCAUCAUGGACAGCGCCAUCACGCUGUGGCAGUUCCUGCUGCAGCUGCUGCUGGACCCGAGGCACGAGCAGCUCAUCCGCUGGACCUCGGCGGAUGGGGAGUUCAAGCUGCUGCAGGCGGAGGAGGUGGCGCGCCUGUGGGGGCUGCGAAAGAACAAGACCAACAUGAACUACGACAAGCUCAGCAGGGCGCUCAGAUACUACUACGACAAGAACAUCAUCAAAAAGGUGAAUGGACAGAAGUUCGUCUACAAGUUCGUGUCAUUCCCCGACAUCAUGAAGGCCGACGGCCUGCAGGGACGUGCCGGCGGGGUCAAUGGCGGGGUCAGCGGCGGCGGCGGUGACCUCUCACCAAGGCCUUACGGGAGCCAGGGCCCCGAGCCAGCCUCCGGCGACUACCGCACGCUGCCGCCCCCACCAUUCAUCAAGGCCGAGCCGCGCAGCCCUACGCCCGCCCAGCAACGGCAGCUGCUUGACGAAGACGAUGACGACGACGAUGAAGAGGAGGAGAUGGGUGCAGAGGACGAGGACGACGAUGAAGACGUGGACCGCGAUGAGGAGGACGACGAUGAUGAGGAGGAGGAGAUGUCUUUGCUGUCGUCGGCAAUGGCGUACCGCGUGGCCCCGCUGGGUCGGGCCCUGGCCGGAGGCCUCCACCCAGCGCUGGCGCUCUACGCUCUCAAGAGAUCCGGGGGGACCCUGCGCGCGGUCAAGAGCGAGGGGUUCGACGGCCCUUGCAGGACGGUGAUCUCCCAGCAGCAACAGCACCACCACCACCAGCAUCACCAGCAGCAGCGGCACCAGCAGCAGCGGCAGCAGCAGCGACGGCCGGAAGCUCCCGAUGAUGACGAGCAACCGCUAAACCUGAAGGUGCAGAGGGGCCCCGUGCCGCCGCGUGGGGGUGGCAGCGGUGGCGCCGCCUCCGCGGGGGUCAUCGUGUCGCCAGCGGCGUCCGGGGGCCGCGCGAAGGCCCGACCGCGAGGCCUCGAGCUUGGGCCGCACGCUCAGCUGCUGCUGCAUGCGCAGGGCGGGGACGCGGGCCCACACAGCCCCUCGCUGCAGCCCCUGCUGUGCGGGGCCCUUGCGCAGGGCUUCUACGGCCCCAACACCCCGGUGCUGCUCACGCCGAGUCCGCUGCUGCCCUCGCUGCACUUCUGGAGCACGCUGAGCCCCCUGCCCCCACGCAGUCCCGGGGGGCGGCUCACGGGCUCCCACCUCGCCUUCCAGUUCCCUCCCCCGGGCGCUGCCCCCCUGCUCGGCCUCCCCAUGCCAGGAGUAGACGGGGGCCCGGGCUCCCUGCUGCUGGCUCACGGCUCCCAAAAAGUGUGACUGAGCCGCACCUGGCCACACCUGGACAGGGCGUGGGGGAGGGGAAUGGGGAGUGGGGGGGGGCCUCCACGGAGGGCACGGAAUUGAGGGGGGCACGACAUCAGCACCCUUCCUCACCACCCCAUCUGUUUGGAGGGACAGGGUGGGGGGGGGAGGAGACACCCCCCCCCCCAACGGCGCUUGAUUUUGGGUGAAUUGCACUCCCCCUCGCUGUCUCCCUAUAGCACCCCACUGCCCCGUCCCACCCCAGACACGCACAUUCUACCCCCCACACCACCACCUCAUUGGUCUUUGCCACCUCAAUAAGGAAGGGGGGGGGGGGGGGUGAGGAGUGGGAGGUGACAAUGGGGUGCUCGAUUUCCCCACCCCCUAACCCCCAAAGUGGCCCGGACUGUGGUUUCUCUCUGCGCACGAACCACUGUCUAAAUGUGGGUCGGAGAAUGAUGAUGGUGGUGGUGGUGAUGCUGAUGGUGCUGCUUGUGAUGAUGCUGAUGAUGAUGAUUUGGCCGACGACGUUGCUCGGUGCUAAGUGGGACUCGCUCUCUCGUCUCAUCAUUCUCGGAGUCUUCGCCUUACGCUCAUGCGACUUGCGCAAAUACAGCUAAGAACGAAAUUCUCAAUCAACGAAAAGAAUCGUAAUCAUAAUGAUGGAUUUUGGAAUCGAAUCGCGAACCGAAAUCGAAUUUGAAUACGUGUCAAUCAAUUGCAUCGCUGGGGUGGGAAUGUGGGGGUGGGGGACAGUGGUAAAUUGUAUUACUUCCCUGUGAAUUGACCAAUAACCUCACAACUGCCGCGCAGUGCUAGGACAGUUGGGGGUGUAGUUGGGGGGCAGCUAAGGGCAGCUCCAGAGCAGUCAUGGUCCAAAUUUGCCAUAUUUGUCUCGUGGCAAGUUCUGUCAGCACACACACACAGACACAUGGCCCAGCCGCUUGUUGCAGAGGUUUGCGGUUUGAAUCCGGCAGGCCGCCCUGACUAAUACUAAGGAUGUAUUAACAAUGACAAUACCACACUCCGUCUGCUUCACAGUGAACACCAAAGAUCCCGUGACGUUAUCCGCAAGAGUAGGGCAUUGUGUGGCGGUGUCACAGUUCAAAUUUGAAACAAUGACACGGCAGAGUUACUGAAUUUGAAUCUAUAUCGCUAAUCAUCGUUACAUACAACGAAUACCUGGCAGGACCCUCCGUGAGAGUCGGAGAGGCUUUCUUGGGUUAACCAAGUGGAAUCGUAUAAUUUGUAUGUAUAUUAAACUAUAUAUAUAAAAAAAACAUUUUUUUUAAAUUUGACCAGGUAAGGCCCACUGAGUUAUAUAUCUCCUUUUU